Molecule: messenger RNA, 1455 nt
Organism: Pseudonaja textilis
Lineage: Eukaryota; Metazoa; Chordata; Lepidosauria; Squamata; Elapidae
Gene: GCHFR
Product: GTP cyclohydrolase I feedback regulator
Biological process (GO): negative regulation of biosynthetic process
Cellular component (GO): nucleus; cytoplasm
Molecular function (GO): GTP cyclohydrolase binding
Source: RefSeq, a predicted model, not a curated record
UUAGGCAGGAUGUCACGUGUGGGACUGGACUGGCAAAACAAUCUUCUGGAGCUGCAGCGGGCACCUUCAACAUCCUGUUGGGCGCUGAAAGGACCAUGCCGUACGUUCUCAUCAGCACUCAGAUCCGCAUGGAAGUUGGACCUACAAUGGUUGGUGAUGAACAUUCAGAUGUAAACUUGAUGAACUAUCUAGGGGCCAUUAAAAGAAACAUGUUGGGAAAUCAUUUCUGGGAAUAUUAUGUGAAUGAUGCUCCACGGAUCGUCUUGGACAAGCUGGAGAAGUAUGGUUAUCGAGUGAUCAGCAUGACAGGAGUGGGGCAGACACUGGUGUGGUGUCUUCACAAAGAAAUGACAGAGAAUUGUGCUUUUCUUCCUUCCCAGAACACUGCUGUAAACCACCCAGCAUAAGCUUGAAAUGGCAUUGCUCAUCUUCAGGCAUUGUAAAGUGACUUGAUCAAAACCUGGCUUUAAAAUCAUAAGCACCACUACAUCAUUACGAAAAGCAUCAUUCUAAGAAGCUUCACAGCUCUUUGCCUGGAACUUUCCUAAAGAGAUGCCAUUAUUUCAGAUGCCAAUCUGAAACUGGCAGUAUUAACUUCUUAUCUCCACUUUAUUAACGAUGACAACUUGGCAUUAAAUCCAUUAAAUCAGUAACAGUCUCAGGUUAGAUUAGGUGUGACAUACCAGAGAAGAAUGCUCAUGCACAAAACGGCUGUCAAUAUUGAUAGGGACAUUGUUACCAUACAAAUUUACCUCUAUAAAUUACAUGAUGUGCUUAAAGUAUAUUAGUGUCCCCAUUCAAGAGUGUGACUCGAAUCUCGAGAUUGUGAUAUGUGGUUUUUCUAUUAUCUCUAGAUGGUAUGUCUUAAAAUAGUACAGAAAAUAUUUAAAUAGUUCCGUAUAGUUUUUAAUUGUACCAAUUUGCCUUUUCAUCGUUAGGAUGAUUUACACUCUGUCUGCUGAAAACCAUUCGUAAGUAGCUCAUAAAAUAGUAAAAAAAAUAGUAAAAUCAAUUUAACGUAUCUCAAAUUGUUUGUUAUCAGGCAGUUUUAAAAUGCCACAAAAACCUGUAACAUACCAAUUGACAAUCUUGAACAAAAGUCUGAAAUGAUGAGUAUCCCAAAGGGGACACUUGUAUACUGGCAGGUAAUGGGACUAAUAAUACACUGAUCUACUGCAGCAAUUCUCCCUCAUUCAAGGAGCUGUGUUAGUUUCACCUUGUUUUGUUGCUGAACUGGAAGUGCCAAAUAAUUAAUCAUCUUUGGAACAAUUUAUUUUGGUUUAGAUUGCACUGUCAAUACUGGGAUAGGUGGUUCAGUUUCCUUGUGAUGUAGGUGGCUAUGAAUGACCACCAGUGAUAUUUAGAGUCCUAGAUAAGAAUUGAGAAAAUGGGUGAGAUCACAAUAUAGCCAUGAAAUUGAGCUUGUAACCGGCUUUCAACCAAAUGAAUUUCACA